Messenger RNA from Leishmania mexicana MHOM/GT/2001/U1103, 747 nucleotides. RefSeq lists its product as hypothetical. The record is from RefSeq and is a predicted model, not a curated record. Bases 1 to 747 code for a protein of 248 amino acids. NCBI's taxonomy places the organism in Eukaryota, Euglenozoa, Kinetoplastea, Trypanosomatida, Trypanosomatidae. The transcript has a single exon.
AUGGCGGCGGCCAGCUAUGAUCGCGACGCUGCUGUGAAGGUGGCAGAAGAAAACUACAGUCUCCGGAAGAGGCUUGCACGGGUGGAGUGGGAGGAGGAGAAGCAGAGGCGGGCGGCGGAGUAUGAGUCUCGCUUUGAGGGGGCUGUGGACACAAGCGCCAACGAUAGGAUGCGGAGCCGGAACAGCGCGCUCCAGGAUGAAAUUGCAGGACUGGAGAGCCAGCUGAAGGAGCUGCAGAUGAUCAAUGUCACCGACCUGCAGCACGAGUACACUCGUCUAGACAACCGCCGUGCAUAUCUCCUGAACGAAAUUGCCGGCCUCCGACGCAUUCUUGCCAAUCAGAGCAAAGAGGUGAAGCGUGCCACCCGGAGCGUCAACAGUCAACACGAACUCCGCCGCCACAACAACGAGCAGCAUGCUUCACUAAUCGAGGAUAUCCAAAUGUUCAGAAAGAAGAGGGAGUCACUAGCCGAAGAAACCCAACACCUGAUCGCAAAGGAGCGCCAGCUAAUGUCAGAACUGGAGACGCUUCCCACGCCAGGGGAAGAUCAGGAGGUCGUGGCUAGCCGCCUAAGGGAGGAUAACGAGAACAAGGACCACACGAUUGCGCAACUGGAGGCGACCCUAAAAGAGAAGCAGCUGAAGGCAGGCGCCAAACUCGCUGAGGCGAACUCUGCCCUUGACAUUCAGCACCUGCGAGAGGAAUACGUCCGGCUGAACGACCAGCUGAAGCACAGCAAGCAGUAA